ACAGUUUUGUGUUAUUGUUUUAUGUAUUUUUGAUUCAGUAUUUUGUAUUUUUUAUUCUUGCUAUUCAUGGCUUCGACAGCGAAUCUUCUUUAUCAAUGCCUAAUCGGGAUGCAGUGUAAUGAUUUUGCUAUAGUCGCUGCUGACAAGAACUACAACCAGAGUAUUCUGGUGAUGAAGGACGAUGAAGAUAAGUUAAUACAAGUGUCAGAUAAACUAAUAAUGGGGGUAAACGGAGAUCUUGGCGACAUAGCACAGUUCACACAGUUUGUGGUCCGGAACAUGAAGCUGUAUUCCUUGAGGAACGGGUACCAGCUCGACACUGCGGCGGCUGUGCACUUCACCAGAACCAACAUGGCCGACGUGUUGAGGACGGGGAUUCCUUACGUGGUGAACCUUCUAGUAGCAGGGUAUGACGACAAGAAAGGCGGGGAACUGUACACGGUGGACUUCCUGGCUUCCUGUGUCAGGUUGCCGUUUGCCGCUCACGGGUUUGCAGGCCAGCUCAGUGUUGGGAUACUGAGCCAGUAUUAUAGGCCCGAUCUGAGAGAAGAGGAGGCAUAUGAAUUGAUAAAGCUGUGUGUUCGCGAAAUACAUCGACGUCUCAUCAUUAACCUGCCCAACUUUGGGGUCAAAUCUAUAUCUAAAGACGGGAUCAAGAUUCUACCACCAAUUAGACCAGCGUCUUUUGAUAAGUGA
This is a messenger RNA of Leptidea sinapis, 696 nucleotides long. Its product is annotated as proteasome subunit beta type-2-like. NCBI's taxonomy places the organism in Eukaryota, Metazoa, Arthropoda, Insecta, Lepidoptera, Pieridae. Gene Ontology annotation, biological process: proteasomal protein catabolic process. The record is from RefSeq and is a predicted model, not a curated record. Bases 67 to 696 code for a protein of 209 amino acids. Gene Ontology annotation, cellular component: proteasome core complex. The transcript is spliced from 4 exons.